UGGCCACAGGACAUUUCUCUUUUUGCAAAUCGCAGAAAAACUUGAAAGUUUGCCUUUGAAAUACCAAAAUAAUAUUGUGACAUCUUAAAAUUUUCAUUCAUCAGUGUGAGAAUUCGUUGGAUUUUUAUCGGUCGACCUCGAGUCAUUUUAAUUUAACAACAGUGUGAUUGUGUAUUGCGAUUAUUUUUUAGAGAUUAAUUGUACUUUAAAAUGGAGCCAUUUGAGGAACCUCUUAUGGAAUUCAUACCCAGAUUAUAUCAGAUGGAACUUGAAGAAAUUGCAGUAAAAAAAAAUACAAUUAUCCAUUUACCUACAGGUUCAGGAAAGACAUAUAUUGCUAUACGGCUUAUUAAAAGGCUUAGAGAUACAUUGCAGAAGCCUUGGGGAGCAGGUGGAAAGCGAUGCUUUUUUUUAGUCAACACUGUACCUCUUGUGAUUCAACAGCAAAAGAUGGUAAAACUCAUGUGUCCCGUCCAAGGAGUAGCUGGAUUCAGUAGUGAGAAUAAAGUUGAUUUUUGGGAUAAAAGCAAAUGGGACCUGGAGUUGAGUCAACAUCAGGUAAUUGUAGCUACUAGUCAAAUCCUCUGCGAUAUGCUCACACACCAAUACAUAGCAGUCGAAGAUAUAAGUCUGAUUAUAUUUGAUGAGUGUCAUCAUGCAGUUGAAGACCAUCCAAUGCGUCUUGUAAUGAAGCAUUUCGGGAAUUGUCCAAAACAAGAUCAACCAAGGAUUUUAGGAUUAACAGCAACCCUUUUGAAUGGCAAUGUUAAGUUAAACAAGGUUGAGGAAAUAUUACGUGAACUGGAGACGACGUUUCAAGCCAGCAUCGCUACCUCCAACGACAUGGGAGAGGUUGCUAUUCAUUCAACAAAUCCUAGAGAAAUGUUACAGUAUUACAGAUUGCCUGUUAUGACUUCUGCCUCAGGCGAAGCUAUAGAGCUAUUAAGGGAACUACAAAAUCUUAUUGUUUCUAUUAAGUUGCCGGACACUGCGCAAAAUACUAACAUAAGAUUAAAACCGUGGCAAUCUGAUAUUUCAGAGUCAGACGGAAAGAAGAUUACAAAGGCAGUGAAAAAUAUGAUAGAAUCGAUGAUAAUUACCAUAACCGAGAUGGGUGCGUAUGGUGGCGCGAUCGGCAUUCUUUCGUAUGUAGUCUCGUUCGAGAGGCGAAAACGCUGGGCUCAGAGUGAACAAGAGGAGUUGCUGUUUAACAUCGCCAUAACCCAUUCCAUCGAAGCUCGUGUGGUUCUACUUAAUUCAAUGGCAAACGAAAGUGGAUAUGAAAAGGUUGUUCAACAUUCCUCUCAGAAAAUAUUACAACUAUUGAACAUUUUGAAAGAAUAUAACCCAUCAUUACUGACACAGAAUGGAGUUUUAAUGAAAGUAAACAAAUUGAGGAAGCCACUCUCUGGGUUGAUUUUAACAAAACAAAGAUUUACAGCUAAGGUUCUGUUUAACUUGUUGAAGAGCGUCAAGGAAGUAAAUCCUGUUGAAUUUGGCUUUUUAAAACACGAUUUUAUCGUUGGCUUUAACAUUAAUCCUUUUACUAAUACCAGAGAACAACAUUACAACAAGAAAUUGAGCCAGCAAGCACUUUUGAAAUUCAGAAAUGGGAACUUAAAUUGUUUGAUCUCUACGAGCGUUUUGGAGGAAGGGGUGGAUAUACCGCAGUGUCUCCUUGUUGUGCGGUAUGACAUGCCAUUGGAGUAUAGAUCGUAUAUUCAGAGUAAAGGGCGAGCAAGAAGCAAGGAAUCUAGUUUCGUGUUACUAGUAGACGAAAAAUGUAGAUCAAAGUUUGAAAUACAAUAUUUAGAGUUUCAAAAGAUAGAAGAGUAUGUUCAUGAACUGUUACACGGGAAUGCAAAUGAACGAGAUGCACCUACGGAAGACGAUGUCCAAGAAAGCUUAUAUGAAGACGACGAUGUGCCUCCUUAUUUUACUCAACAAGGCGCUCAACUUAUGGCGACGUCAGCAAUAUCCUUGUUGUCGCGUUACUGCAGUGUCCUCCCUCACGAUCAGUUCACAAACAUCAAGCCGAUGUGGAUACAGGAGAAAGUUGAAAAAAACAAUACAGUAUUGCGCAUCAUUUCAAUCAUGAUGCCUUUGCAGUGUCCAAUUAAAGAGACCAUAGCGGGUAUGCCGCUUGUGAAAUUGAAGUCUGCCAAGCGCUCUGCAGCUCUCAAUGUGUGUAAAAAGUUGCAUGAAAUGGGUGAACUGGAUGAGGUGACUCUAUUGCCACGACAAUACGGAAAAAUCGAUUUUGACCUGGAAAAUAUAAAAGUGUGCUUUCCUAACUGGCGAGAGGAGACCAAUAAUACGGACAGCGAUGUGCCGAAGCCGGGCUUUAAGAAAAGAGUGCGAAAACAUUUGAAAGUUUAUCCUAAAUGUUUGGACGGCCCAGAGGAUGGGCAAUUCGAUCAGAUCUAUUAUCUGCACGUGAUAAAAAUGGAAGUAGCAUUUGAUGAGCCAACAGAUUCCCGCGAACGGGCCCUGUACAAUUUACUCCAACAAACGGAAGGAUAUGGUUUAGUGACGAUGCAUCCUUUGCCCGUUUUAUGCAGUUUCCCGAUGUUUUUAACCGUCGGCGAAGUUAAAACCUCUCUAGAAGUGAAUUAUGCUACGAUAAGACUCACGGCAGCGCAUUUUGAAUUGAUUAAAAGGUUCCAUUUUUUUGUUUUCGAUCAAGUUCUAGAAGUGGCUAAGAAGUUUCUACUGUAUGAUGGAGAGGUCAACAAUAUAUACUUGGUCCCAAUCAAGGGCAGGAAUGGUUAUGACAUAGAUUGGAAUUUUAUUCAGACUUACGAGGACAUCCAGGCUGUUGCACCGCCACCUGUUAGUGAAAGAGUUUCAAUUGAUGUGACGAGAGAAACUUACAUCAACGCAGUGGUAACUCCAUGGUAUCGAGGAUGCAUUAUGCCUGACAGAUACAUAGUGUCUGACGUACUUGAGUAUAAGACACCACAGAGUCGAUUCGAAUCGGAAUCCUUCGAAACAUUCGAGGACUAUUACAUGAACAAACAUAAUCUACAGAUCUUUGGUAGUAAAAAUCAGCCAUUGCUUGAAGUGCGCAGUAUCAACUCUAGGAUGAACUGCCUCUUGCCGCGUGCGGCGACCAUCGACGCACUGACGGACAAACAACGUAAGCUGAUCUCGAUGGCUCAGGGCGAUGAUAAACCGCGCCGCUUUAACGAGAUCUUCGUACCGGAGUUUUGCAUCAAGGACGAAUUUCCUGGCGUUAUGUGGUACAAGGCGGUUCUGCUGCCCAGCAUUAUCCACAGAAUAACAAUGCUUUUGACGGCUGAGGAACUCCGAGUGCAAAUCGUAAAGGACACAAAGAAUGGGUCUAUAUCAUUGUUGAAAGGAGAGGAAUGGCUACCGAUAGAAAUCGAUUUAAACGUAGCUGUGAAGUCUUUACUAUCUAAUAUUGAGGAGAAUGCAACAGUCACCAGCAUCGAUAGAAUAAACAACCCGAUUGACGCAACACCAAGAAUACCCAACGUCAUAUCCGUUAAGGAGAGCGUUUACCAACUACAAAAAAAGAAGAUUAAUAAGGAAUACCCGUGGGAAGAGACCAAUGAACCGAUCGACAUUGACCGCACAUUGUCUACUGUGACACUGAUGGAUAUCGAGUGCUACGACACGUUUGUGACGACGCCAUUGGUUGAUACCACCAAAACUUCUAGUGAAAAAGUACUGUCACCCCGAAGACCUGUCGCGGGUUCGGCUGCAAUUCUUCCGCCGCCUGUAAAGUACGACGAUAAAAUUGCGAUUCUAUCAAAAACGCCCACUGCCCGCGGUCCCGAGCUGCGGGACAUUGUAGCGGCACUCACGACGAUCAACUCGAACGACACCUUUAACCUGGAACGCGCAGAGACUCUUGGCGACUCCUUCCUCAAGUUUGCGGCCAGCUUGUACCUCUUCCACAAGUUUCCAGCCCUAGAUGAGGGGCAGUUGACGAAUAUCAAAGGUCGACUUAUUGGCAACAGGAAUCUGUACUAUGCAGGCGAGCGCGUACAACUAGGCGGACGAAUGAAAGUCGAACAAUUCAGUCCCCGGAGAGAUUUCGUUGUUCCCGGCUUCUCGGCUCCACAACAGGUCAUCAAUUUCAUCGAGAAGAACCACAUACGCCCAACUUUCUUAAUCGGCAUGCAGCUCCCUCUGGAAGAUGCAUUAAGUGGCGAACUCUCCACUGAAGGCAGGGAACAUAUGCAGCAACGGUUCGAGGACUGGGAGAACAGAGCUGAAACAGAGCCUUUUGGUAAAGCGCAGAACUCCAUGCAAUGCUACAUACGCCACCAAGCUGUAUCGGAUAAGUCUGUGGCAGAUUGCGUCGAGGCUUUAAUAGGAACUUACUUGUUGAGCGGGGGAAUUCAAUCGGCUGUAAGCUUCUUAGAAUGGAUGAGGAUUUUGCCACCACAGGAUAAUUUUAUAGAAUAUUUAAAUAAAAAAGUUAGCACUGUGAUUACGGAGGGAAAGACCACUGUAAUGGAAGUGGACUGGCUCCUAAACCAUUGCCGCAAUGAUAUUGAGAGAAUUAUCAACUAUAAGUUCAAAGAUCCUGCUUUUUUGCUUGAGGCCUUAUCCCAUGCGUCGUACAUUCGGAAUCGUUGCACGAGGUCCUACGAACGUUUGGAAUUCCUUGGUGACGCCAUCUUGGAUUUCCUUAUAACGUCGCACAUUUUCGAGAACUCGCCCAAGAUGAAACCCGGAGAUUUGACCGACUUAAGAUCGGCGCUAGUAAACAAUGUAACAUUUGCAUCGUACGUCGUAAAACUGGGAUUGCAUAAAUUCCUGUGCACACAAAUGAACGCCGCGUUAGAGAACGCGAUCAAAACAUUUGUCGAACACCAAGAGGAGAGGGGCCAUGAGAUCGUAGAGGAUGUUCUGUAUCUCAUAGACGAGGAGGAUUGUCACAUCGCACAGUACAUUGACGUUCCCAAGACCCUCAGCGACAUUUUCGAGUCUCUAGCUGGAGCGAUAUAUUUGGAUAGCGGCGGUGAUUUGAAACAAGUUUGGUCGGUUUUAUACCGCAUCAUGUACAAAGAGAUUAAUGCCUUCACCCUGUGCAUCCCGAAACAACCGGUCAGGGUGCUGAUGGAAACUAUUCACGCUUGUCCGUCAUUUGGUGAAGUGAAAGAGACUUCUUCAGGCGUUCCAAAGAUGAUGAUACCUGUCACUUUUACUAAGGAAGGCAAGCAGCACACAGCAUUCGGGGUCGGAACUAACAAGUCGCAAGCGAAGCGAGCCGCCUCGAAAUUAGCACUUAAAAUCUUAAACGCCUGAUUGAUCUCGAUUUUCGUGACAUCAUUCAGCCGUAUUACGAAAUAUGCGUAAAAUAUAACAAGUGCAAAAGAAGCACUUAAACCCGAUAAUAUUAAUUGUUCCCGGAAUCCUAUAAGUUUUGUUUGUACACGGAUCUAUUUAUUAUGCCAGCCAGUUUUCAAAAUAACUGUACACGCACAGUUUAUUUUAUUAUUUCUUAAUAAUUCUAAGACAUUUUUAUCUUAGAAACACAACAAACAUAAACAUCUGACAUUGUCACAUCUUGAUUGUCGCAUCAGGUGUUUCUAGUGUUUUAGUAAAUUUUGUCAAUUUUACUUAGGAUAACGGUACAAACAAAAUUCAUUUUUUAUUUCUUAAUAACUUUAAGAGUUUUUUAUCUUUGCUUAGAAACACAGUAUAAUCACCUGACAUUGUCGCAUCAGAUGUUUCUAUUGUUUUAGUAAAUUUUGGCAAUUGUACUCUUAUAUCUCCAAAUCAGUAUACAUUAAUAUUUCACAAUAGAAAACGGUUUUGAAAAUCGAAAUACUUGCUCUUAAGUAAAAUGGACUUAAUGUAUCAUAUUGUAAAGUUUAAAUUCGUCUACUUGUAGAGCUAUAGUAAUCAUUACAUAUUAAACAACUUAAAUAUCAAGACGUUAAUUUUAGCGUAAUAAUAUGCGCAUGUUGUUUUACAUUCCUCAUAGGAGAGAUGUUAAACGGCUGAACUCACGUGGAUUUCCUUCAGAUUAUGAAACAAUUCUGUGGUCUUAACGCGACGCGGCACGUUCGUUGAUUUGUACUGCUAUAAUAUUAUAUAACGUGAAAAUGAAAAACUAAAUAAUAGUUCCCAUGCUCUAGCGGUAAAUUAUUUACAUUCUCUGAGACUUAUCUGUGAAGACGAAACGCUAAUAGUUUUUGAG
This is a messenger RNA of Pararge aegeria (speckled wood butterfly), 6181 nucleotides long. RefSeq names its product endoribonuclease Dicer (gene dcr-2). Bases 211 to 5283 code for a protein of 1690 amino acids. The record is from RefSeq and is a predicted model, not a curated record. The transcript is spliced from 34 exons. Gene Ontology annotation, molecular function: RNA binding; DNA binding; protein binding. Gene Ontology annotation, biological process: pre-miRNA processing; apoptotic DNA fragmentation; rRNA processing. Gene Ontology annotation, cellular component: nucleus; RISC complex; cytoplasm. NCBI's taxonomy places the organism in Eukaryota, Metazoa, Arthropoda, Insecta, Lepidoptera, Nymphalidae.